CCCGAAGCCCAUUAUAAGGUCAACUUCCUCUCCUUAAUCAAAAUCCAAAACAAGUAUUCUUCGCCUCUUCCUCUCAUAAUCUCAAUUUCUUGUAACGAUGAUCAGCGUUCUAGCUCAGGAGCGUCUAUUGGGCGCGGCGCUAGGGAGCCUCUUAACCGGGGGCGUGGUUUUUCAGCAGCGUAGAACCAUCUAUAAAUCCAUUAAUCAAUAUGAACCUCAGCCAACAGAGCCUAUUUUUGGGCAGAAGUCUCGGCAAGAGUUUGCACACAUGUGGAAUAAAUCUGUGGAUAACACAUUUGGAGGGAUGAUUGAGUAUCUAAGCUCACGUGGAUGACAUUGGGGUUGGUCAACCUCGCGGGAUCUCACCUCCAUCUGUCUCCAGUCUCCACAGUCCACAUGCUAGAGAGACUAAAGGUAGAUCAUUAUAAAAUCAAUUUUCUUUGUUCCUUCUUUAUCGGCCAUUUGGCCCUAUGAUAUGAUGUGGUCUUAAGUUGUUGAGUUGGGUUCUAUGUAAUGUCAGUUAGUUCCCUUUUUAGGCACUAAAUCAUUAGUGCUCUCUAUAUGGUGUUUUCCUAUCUAAAUCAUAAAUAAUUCCUUCAUCUUCAAAUGCAAUGCUUUAUUUUCUCGA
Salvia hispanica is the source of this 628-nucleotide messenger RNA. RefSeq lists its product as uncharacterized. NCBI's taxonomy places the organism in Eukaryota, Viridiplantae, Streptophyta, Magnoliopsida, Lamiales, Lamiaceae. The record is from RefSeq and is a predicted model, not a curated record.